Saccostrea cuccullata (small rock oyster) is the source of this 422-nucleotide messenger RNA. RefSeq names its product cornifelin homolog. Lineage: Eukaryota; Metazoa; Mollusca; Bivalvia; Ostreida; Ostreidae. The record is from RefSeq and is a predicted model, not a curated record. The coding region runs from base 6 to 368 and encodes 120 amino acids. The transcript has 3 exons.
UCAAAAUGUCAACCACAGUGGUUGUUCAGCAGCCUGUAGCAGGAUCAGGUAAUCCCCUGAUGGUGACCGGUAUAGAGGGUCACAGAUACUGGACCACUGGACUCUUUGAUUGCUUCUCAGACAUCGGUUCAUGCAUCAUGGGGUACUUCUGUCUGCCAUGUACGGUCUGUAAUUUGGCCUCUAGGACUGGGGAGUGCUGCUGUAUGCCUUACUGUGUCCCCGGUGGAACAGUCCUGAUGAGGAGCAGAAUAAGAACCAUCGGAGGCAUCCAGGGAUCAGCUUGUAAUGACUGUUUGGUGUUGUCAUUCUGCGGCGCAUGUGCGGUGUGUCAGAUGCAAAGGGAGCUCGACAACAUGGGAGUCUUAUAAAAGCUGCGUCAUCUUGGCAUCUAUUAUCUUCUUUUUUAUCAAAUACAAAAGUUA